AUGAUCUCCCAACAUACUGGUAACUGGAAAACAAUCGCUCAGUCGGCACAAGAAGACUUACGAGCCAAAAUCCCUUCAGAAUGGCGACUGGAGGACGACCUGAUAACAUCAAGCAUUUCCAAUGUUUCCGACGUGAUAUCAAAAAGCAAGAUUCUCUCAGAAUCGGAGCUCAUGAUGACUAGCGUUGGUGACGCGACAGAAUUGUUGGUCCACCUGCGCACAGGAGAAUGGUCUGCCGAGGCAACGAUGAGAGUUUUUUGCAAACGUGCUGCGCUUGCUCAUCAACUGGUGAACUGUCUCACGGCCAUUCGCUUUAAUGAGGCUAUAGAUGCCGCCAGGAAGCUAGAUAAUCACUUGAAGAGUACGGGAUCUCCAAUGGGUCCUCUGCACGGCCUGCCAUUGAGUGUUAAGGACCACUUGAACGUGACUGGUGAGCGUUCGACUGGUGGUUAUUGUAUGUUUGCCGACAAUAUUGCCACGUCCGAUUCUGUCCUGGUCAAGGCCUUGCAGGAUGCUGGAGCCAUCGUUUUUGUCAAGACGACAAUGCCCGUGACGGGAAUGAUCUUCGAAACGAUCAGCAAUCUUUGGGGCAGAACAGUUUCGCCAUACAACCGCAGCCUCACCUGCGGAGGCAGCUCUGGUGGUAAAGGUGCCCUCAUUGCUCUACGAGGCUCUAUGAUUGGGAUAGGAUCGGACAUUGGCGGAUCCAUUCGCAUCCCUUGUGCUUUCAACGGAAUCUAUGGUCUUCGUCCCACUGCAAAGCGCCUGAGCUUUCAGGGAGGUGUAAGCGUGCACAAAGGACAAAUCGCAAUCCCCGCGGUGGUUGGUCCGAUGGCUCACUCGGUGCGAGGCCUGGACCUGUUUUGUCGAGUUGCGACCCAAGCAAAGCCCUGGUAUCUCGAUGUUAAUGUCGUUGCCAUGGAUUGGAAAACGAUGCCGACGAUCGGCAGAAAGUUGGUAAUUGGCGUGAUGAAGUCGGAUGGCGUCGUCCGACCACAUCCGCCGAUCCUGGACGCACUGGAUAAGGCUGAAGCGACUCUGAAGGCUGCUGGCCAUGACGUGAUCCGCUUUGAGCCGUACCAAUCUCAACGUUGCUGGGACAUUCUAUACCCCCUCUACUAUCCUACCGGAGGCAAAGAGAUGGCAGCUGCGCUUGCGGUGACUGGAGAGCCCUGGCCCGUAGCAGCCAAGAAGAUGAGCAACGCACCCUCUCUACGAGAGCCAACAGUAACGGAACUUUUCGAGCUUCAUGCAGCUAGAGACGAGUACAAGAUGGAGUAUCUUCAUCAUUGGAAUUCAACGGCCCAGACUUCCGACUCUGGACAACUCAUGGAUGCAUUGCUCUGCCCAGUGUCUGCCAGUACAAGCUUUCCUCAUGACUUUCUGCCAUGGUGGGGCUAUACCAGCCAAUUUAACAUACUCGAUUAUCCUGGGAUUACUCUUCCAGUGGGAGUUGUCGAUAAAGAUCUUCAUCCCAAAGACAGCGCCUAUGUCCCCAUGAAUGAGAUCGAUGAAGAGAAUCACCAUCUCUAUGAUCCAAAUGUGUACCAUCAAAUGCCUAUUGCUCUCCAACUUGUGGGAAGGCCAUAUGAAGAUGAAAAACUGCUGGCAGUAGCCACCAUCAUCGACCGAGAAUUAAACAAAGGAAAUAUAUAG
Cladophialophora immunda is the source of this 1656-nucleotide messenger RNA. RefSeq lists its product as uncharacterized. Lineage: Eukaryota; Fungi; Ascomycota; Eurotiomycetes; Chaetothyriales; Herpotrichiellaceae. The transcript is spliced from 9 exons. The coding region runs from base 1 to 1656 and encodes 551 amino acids. The record is from RefSeq and is a predicted model, not a curated record.